UCAGUGUACAGUGUAGUGCAGUUCUGCAGAAACAAGCUGGGAAUGGGUGAGUCGCUGCUGAGGGCCAUGGUAUCAAAGUAUCUGAACACUAAUUUACGGACUUGAAUAACGCAGUUAAAGACCAUCAGCACGUUUGUCCUGCAGAGUCGCACUGCAUGCAAGAAUACGUCUUUGACCGACUGGCAGUGUUAGCUUUAAAGCUAGCAGGCUAAUGUUAGCGAGCGGAGCCAGGCCCUGCGAAGAGUCGCAUCUCGGAGUUGAGUACAUUGUUUUUAUCAGCGACGCCAGUUAAAGAGCUAAUGAGACAAAUGUAAUUGGUGACACUGACGCAUUGCUCUGACAUAUUCCAGCAACAGUACUCGCAUAAUUAAUCCAGUUCACUAGAAUUUUGGACUGUUUUUUACUCGCACGUUAAACGUUAGCAUAGCCUGUAAACGUUAGCUAACUGAAUUAGAGCUAGCUAACGACAUUAAAAUAAUGACUUCCAGGAGGACAGGCUAUGCUGGUAGCAUGGAUUCCUCGCCAUCAAAUAGCGGCAGCAGCUCAGUCCACAGUGGAAACCGUAAACAAAGUAUCAUCAACAUCCCCGACAGGAGCGGGGUCGAGUCUUGCUACGAUCGGAAAGCAGACAAGGCUGGAUACGGAGCUUCGCAGGGCAACAUGACUGUAACGUCGCUGAAAUCACGUCUCGCCCCGACCAUUCAAACUGCCAUGUCCGCCGCAGUUGAUACUCUUCUGGGAGAAGUGGUGCUUGUGCUUAAUGAGACUCAGCAAGAGCUGCUACACAAGGAGCAGGAGAAUGAAAGACUCAAAGUGCGUCUCGAAGUGUCAGAGAGGGAGUUGAAGACUUUGCAGGAGUGUCUGUGUAGUGCUCAGAAGCUCAUAGAUCAGCUUCAGAUCUCAUACACAGGCCCACAGUCAAUUAAUCAGUCAGUCUUCGCCCCAUCGCUGUCUUCCAUGGCCUCAAUGACUUCAGGCUUGGACCGGGACCACCAGAAUUCCCGAAAUGUGAACGGAGCAGGUGUCGACUUGGGUCUCGGUGGCUCUGUGGAUGAUUCGCUUCAUGGGUUUGAGCCAAGAGAUGACUAUAAAAUGUGCCAGCUUUCAAUCCAACCAGAUGGCUCUGUGACUAACCACGCUCUGGACUUUGCAUCCAACACAUCUCAUAUGUGCUCUGAUUCCAGCAGACCAGAUGAGAGGCAGUCUCAGGCACCGGGUGGAACAUCCAGGUUUGAGAUUAAAGAGGAGCAGGGACCAGCGUCAGGCUCUGGUCAGCCCAGCAGGAAGGAGCCUGGGUUGCGUAAUGACAACAGAGUUGGGGAUGGAGAGCGAUCAUCCCACAACGUGGGUGACCUUGGCUACGUUCAAGUCGGAGGGGAGGGAGGCUCCCAGCGUUCCUUUACUCACCCUCUGCGUCACCAAAGACCCGUGCGAGACUGCGGCGGUGCCCUGCAGCAGGGUGGACUUGAUGGGCAGAAACAGUUGGCUAGGACUUCUGGAGCUGGGAGAGGAGACAGUGUUUCACCAGGCAGAGCAGAGGACUCUGCAGGACCUUCGGCCCCUGACACAGCAGGGGAACCCUCUGGAGAUCGGCCUCACCACUGCCUGGAAUGUGGAAAGACGUUCCGUCUUAUCUCCAGCCUGAAGAAGCACAUCCGCAUCCACACUGGAGAGAAGCCCUACCCAUGUGGAGUCUGCGGCCGUCGCUUCCGCGAGUCCGGGGCGCUUAAGACCCACCUGCGCAUACACACGGGCGAGAAGCCGUACUCUUGCUCUGAGUGUGGAAAUUGCUUCCGCCACUUGGACGGUUUGCGAAAGCACAGGCGCACACACACCGGAGAGAAACCCUAUGUGUGCGCCAUCUGCGGGAAGCGCCUGAGCCGCCUGCAGCACCUCAAACACCACCAGCUCAUCCACACCGGAGAGAGACCCUGCUGCUGCCCCUUCUGCAACCGCAGCUUCAAGGAACCGGCAGCGCUGCGGAAACACAUCCGCACGCACAGGGAGGAAGGCGGUCACAUGGGGAUUGGAGCCAGUGAUGACACGGACCCGGACGCCAUGGAUGAUAUAAACAAUCUCCAUCCAGCAGCUCCGUCCCCUCAGAUGAGGUUCGGAGAAUGGGGAGCGGAGGAGGACGACAGCUCGGUUGUGGACUGUGUGUAGAGGAUGAUUAAAGGAGUAACUGUCUGUUGAAAAAUAUGGAUUGAGGUGCUGGUGUACUUGUAAACAUGAUGGAUAAAGUCAUCUCCUCUCCAUGCUGUUAAAGGAGAGAGUCAGGCUACAUAUAACCCGAGCCUUGAAGAUUCAUUUAUCUCGGACAUUUUCAUUUUUCACACUCUUUUAUCUAACAAUAACUUUUAAAAUAUCCACCGCAUGUAUUUGUCAAAAGGCAUUUUUUCCGGACAUUCCUGAAGCAGCAGCAGUAGCGGACAGGUUGUUCUUGCACAGGCAGUUGCUGGUUUGCCAACUGUUCACCAGUAAUUUGGAAAAUUGGUGGCAGAGGUGGAUAAGAGCUGUUUCCCCACUUUAAAAAUAUAAGUGCCUUGAACACUCACUCAAACAUCAACUGAGUCACUGCUGCUGCUGCUGCUGCUGCUCCUCAAGAUCCCACCUGGAUUGUUUUCAGGACAAACUUUCUUGUAGUUUCACACUUUAGUCAAAGAUCGGAUUUGCUGUUGAAUUAUUUUUGGCCUUUGCCAAAACGCUGAGCUGCUCAGAUGAAUGGAAACGGACCCACAGGGCUGGUUCAUGCUUCAUGUGUGGACAGAUAAUGCGAGCACGGACCAUGUGCAUUACGCAGCCGGGCAUUACUGACUAAACCAAAUGUCGCAGUAUUUUUGGUUCGGUGUUUUGAUCUCGAUAAAGUGAUGAUAUUUGAGUAGGAGUGUUGGUGCUUUCACACAAUAUUUAUGGGCUCAAAUAUAUGUAUCGUCAUUAAUGCUGUGGAUAUUAUGCCCAAGAAAUAUGGGUAUCUUCAGUCCACUCAGCUGGAACAGCCAAUAAAAUGGUGUCUAAUAUUGUAUCUGUUUCACUGAAAUGCAUGCUCUACGACUAGAAUAUAAAACAUUUAAAUGAUGGCGCUAUCGACCGAAGUCCCGGACAAUAUCUUUGUUCUUUUAAGAUACCGGUCUCCCAUCUUUACCCUGGUAUUCAUCCUCGCUGUGCAGCUGGUCUGAUUAUUUCUGCUGAUCCUGUAGGGAGGUGUUGCAGCGCUGUCUGAUUCAGGUUUUUUCAUGGUGUGUAACAGGAGAGCGACAAACUAAAGAAUAAUAAUCUGGUGCUUAUAAAGGACCAAACCACAUUUAUGAAUAUUAUUGCAAUAUCACAGAUGACGGCAUGUUCAAGUAAUAAUUAAGAAUUAAUAGAAUAAAAUAAAAAGCAGUAAUUGACACAAAAUCCCAGUGCACAUAACUGGUCAGUUGAGCCAUUACAUUUAAGAGGGCAGCGUAGCCUUGCAGUUUACCCUAAAGAGGCCGUUUGUUAUCUGAAAAGCUAAAAUGUCGUGUCUUAAUGAAGCAUGAACCAGUUCCGUCAGCAGCGCCUCGUUGUGAAGCCCCGCUCGGCUCUGUCGAAUCUCCUCUCGUCUCUCUGCGGAGCCCUCAUCAGUUACACAAUCGUAGUGUUUUCAGCCGAGCGGAAGUUAUCUGUGUCGAGACUAUCUGAGUUUGAAGAUAUCUGUACAUACACAAAGCUCUCUGGGUUGUUUGGAUGUGGACGCAGUUAGUUGUCGUCAGCAUGUACCCGGAUAAAGCGCUUCCACGCUGUUUUACUGUUCCACCAGUCUGAUCAUCAUCUGUGUCUCUCUCUCUCUCUCAUGGACCAGAUAGCAUUCCUUUUCUUUUUUUCUCCAAGCUGCUGCUGUACGUCUGGAAAGCGUCUCCUUUUCUGGACUUGUAUAAUUCUUACCGGCCAGUUAAUAGCAAUUACUAGUGGAGAGACUUUGAUGCUUGCAUGUGCAUAACUUGUCCUCCGCUGGCAGCGACGCGCCCCUCCGUCUGUUCAUGUAAAUAAGAAUGUAGUUUUAGCCAUUUUAUCCGGUUGAGUGAGGGUCAACAUUUGUGGGAAAGUUCAUGUGCAACAAUUACUUUUUUUCCCUCUUUUUUAAAACAACGUAACAUGCUUUGAAAACAUCAGUAUACUAACAUUCAUUGUAAAUAUAUGGAAUCUUAUUAAACUCCUUCCUGAUGCUCCGAUGUGACACAGCUGAUGCAUCAGGGUUAACAGCAGAGCAUUAAUCUUCUCAGCCAUUCGAGCUGCACUGUAGGUCUCUGGUGUCAUUAACUGUGUGUACUACUAUAAUGAUCUCCAUGUAACUAUUCUCUGUACAUUUACAAGUGUAAGUCAUUUUCAGAAGCACUCAAAAUGUUAAAUAUCUGUUCCUGUAUACCCAGAAUACGAUUUGCCAUGGUAGUCUUCACCCCAGAUAAACAUAUUUAUUGUUUUUUGUAUGACAGAUACAGGGAGGCCUUUGCAUGUAGGUUUAAACUGAAAUGGCAUUCGUCCUUAAAGAGUCAGUGUUAAGUGUGAAAUGACUUACUUUUUUAUGCUUCUGUGUUCAAAUAUAUGCCCCUACAUCACAUUCAUCCUGUUACCUACUGUAAAUGUUACUAUAUUAAAGGGCCUUGUUUAUA
Chelmon rostratus (copperband butterflyfish) is the source of this 4631-nucleotide messenger RNA. Its product is annotated as zinc finger protein 16-like. Gene Ontology annotation, biological process: regulation of transcription by RNA polymerase II. The record is from RefSeq and is a predicted model, not a curated record. Bases 478 to 2163 code for a protein of 561 amino acids. The transcript has 2 exons. Gene Ontology annotation, molecular function: DNA-binding transcription factor activity; RNA polymerase II cis-regulatory region sequence-specific DNA binding. Lineage: Eukaryota; Metazoa; Chordata; Actinopteri; Chaetodontiformes; Chaetodontidae.